AUGCCCCCACUUGCUUGUGACAUGGAUGAAGCUGUAGCUUUGCACCGUUCGGGGCCCAGCGACAGUGGGGACCGAAACCCAUCCAGCCCGAAGACGGGGAAGGCUGAUCCGGUGAAAGGGGGAGAGGCGGACAGCUCCCAUUCAGGAUCUCCUCCCAGCUCCUCGACCUAUGCCACGAUAAAUUCUUCUAAGGUGCACCUCUCAGAUACCACAGCUGGUGCUGGGACCCCUACCAAGGUCGAUAAACUACGGGGCAGUCUCGACGAUAGCAAAUUGGAAGAACCGUCCAAGUCCGUCGCUUUGCCCGCCUUGCCCGUGCCUGUUGAAUGGCUUCAUUCCCUGGCAAACACCGAUGUUCCGAUCGCCUCAAUGUGGUUUUAUUCACCGGUUGAUCUCUUGGUUUUUACUGCUGACAACCACACGGUUGCCUGGGCAUAUGACCCUGCUUCCGCCGAGUACUGA
Molecule: messenger RNA, 462 nt
Organism: Dacryopinax primogenitus
Lineage: Eukaryota; Fungi; Basidiomycota; Dacrymycetes; Dacrymycetales; Dacrymycetaceae
Exons: 1
Coding region: 1-462 (153 amino acids)
Source: RefSeq, a predicted model, not a curated record